This is a messenger RNA of Colletotrichum orchidophilum, 1308 nucleotides long. Its product is annotated as adenosine-deaminase. Gene Ontology annotation, biological process: tRNA wobble adenosine to inosine editing. The coding region runs from base 1 to 1308 and encodes 435 amino acids. The record is from RefSeq and is a predicted model, not a curated record. Lineage: Eukaryota; Fungi; Ascomycota; Sordariomycetes; Glomerellales; Glomerellaceae. The transcript is spliced from 2 exons. Gene Ontology annotation, molecular function: tRNA-specific adenosine-37 deaminase activity; RNA binding.
AUGCCAACCGAACCUGAUCAGAUUGCCGACGCGGUCCUGCGGCAGUUCCAGAAACUGCCUGCGAAACGCAGGCCCCAGGUCAGAGACAAUGGGCUACAUGAAUGGGUUCCCCUGAGCGGCAUCGUCGCCGAGAAAGAUGGUAUCUUGACGUGUCUCUCACUCGCAACGGGCAUGAAAUGUCUCCCGGCCAGCAAACUCCCCCUGGCAAAGGGAAACGCCCUCCACGACUGGCACGCCGAGGUCCUCGCCAUCCGCGCCUUCAACCGCUACCUCCUAGACGAAUGCGAUAGCCAUUCGCAGGGCGGCACUACCAUCACCUCCUCCUCAGACAUCAUCACGAGGCGCGAUCCCUCCGAGGUGUCCACCGCCUCGCCCCAACCCUUCGCCAUCAGGGACGGCGUCACGCUACACAUGUACUGCUCCGAAGCCCCCUGCGGCGACGCCAGCAUGGAACUCACCAUGGCGGCGCAAGAAGACGCCUCGCCCUGGGAACUACGCCCAUCCUCCUCGUCCCCUUCUAGCACCAAUUCUCCAGCUCCCAGGACGACAGACGUCGAAACUCUCCCCGGACGCGCCUACUUCUCCCAACUAGGUAUCGUCCGCCGCAAACCAGCUCGCGGCGAUGCGCCCCCCACAAUGUCGAAAUCGUGCUCCGACAAGCUCGCCCUGAAACAGUGCACCUCCCUCCUUGCCUCGCUGAUCUCGCUGCUGAUCCACCCGGGCAACGCCUACAUCUCGUCCCUCAUCCUGCCGGCGUCGGAGUACUCCGCCGCGGGCUGCGAGCGAGCCUUUUCAGAAAGGGGACGGAUGAGGGCGCUGUUAGACGUCCCCGCUGACGCGACGGCGCCUGGGAUGCCGCGGUGGAGCGGCGGGUACCGGUUCUCGCCGUUCGAGGUGCGCACUACGACGAGGGAAUUCGAGUUCUCCAAGAAGAGCGUACGGGGGAGAAUAGGAGCCGAGAAGAUCGCGGCGAGUAACCUGGCGGCGGCGUGGACUCGUGAUGGCGGGGUAGACGAGGGCACGAUGGGGGGCGUGCUCCAGGGGCGCAGGGCGUUCGACGUCCGGGGGGCGAGCCUGGUGUCGAGGCGGAGGAUGUGGGAGCUGACGGCGGCGAUUGCUGAGCGGUUAGAGGGCGAGGAUGUUGAGGUCGGGCAUCUGCUGCGUCAGGCUUUGGAUGUUGAUACGUAUGGCUUGGUGAAGGGCGGGGAGAUGCUGGCGGAUCGGCGUGAGGUCAAGAAGGCUAUUAGGAGAGUGGCAUUGGCGGGGUGGGUUGUGAAUGUUGGGGACGAGGACUUUGCGAGGUUGUAG